This is a messenger RNA of Pseudocercospora fijiensis CIRAD86, 2682 nucleotides long. RefSeq lists its product as uncharacterized. The annotation marks the transcript as partial. Lineage: Eukaryota; Fungi; Ascomycota; Dothideomycetes; Mycosphaerellales; Mycosphaerellaceae. The transcript has 2 exons. The record is from RefSeq and is a predicted model, not a curated record.
CUUGAAGCUGGCGUGGAAGCUGGCUUACGCAUUUUAUCCAAGGUUGAAGCUCCCCUGAAGGAGCUGCAUGACAAUCAGGAUGCUCAGAACUGGCUUGCUCAAAUUGCCAAGGUACGCGAAGGCGCUAAGCGAGCACGAACUGUCGUAGGCGUUGUCGGCAAUACUGGUGCAGGCAAGUCAAGUGUCAUCAACGCUAUGCUGGACGAAGAGAGAUUGGUUCCCACGAACUGCAUGCGUGCUUGCACAGCGGUUGUCACAGAGCUUUCGUUCAACUACAGCAACAAUCCUGCCGCCAAGUAUAGAGCAGAGAUCGAGUUCAUCCAGCCGGAGGACUGGCAAAAGGAACUUGAAAUCCUCUUCCAAGAGAUUUUCGACGAGGGUGGGGGCUUCAGCAAGGAAAUCUCCAAUCCAGACAGCGACGCCGCAAUCGCGUAUGCGAAGGUGAGAGCUGUCUACAACACCUACACUCGCGAGAUGCUCGCCAACACUAGCAUUGAAUCUUUGAUGGGCAACAAGAGAGUCAGUAACCUGCUUGGCACAUCAAAGAAGAUCGCCGCUCGCGAACCUGGCUCCUUCUACAAACAACUCCAACAGUGGGUCGACAGUAAAGAGAAAGGCUCGGAGAAGCUGGACAAGAACGGCAACCAGAUUGCCAGGAAAGUCCGCGACUUCGAGGCAUGGCCACUGAUCAAAGUGGUAAAGAUUUUCUGCAAGUCGCCAGCUCUGUCGACCGGAGCCUGCAUCGUUGAUCUACCAGGUGUUCACGAUAGUAAUGCCGCGCGUGCCGCUGUCGCCGAGAGUUACAUGAAGUGUUGUACUGGUCUAUGGAUUGUUGCUCCAAUUACCCGAGCGGUUGACGAUAAGGCGGCGAAGCAUUUGUUGGGCGAAUCUUUCAAGCGACAACUCAAGUAUGACGGAACGUACAGUGCUGUCACCUUCAUUUGCAGCAAAACCGAUGACAUUUCUCGCAUGGAGGCCGGUGAUAGCCUUGGCUUGAACGAUCAGCUGGCAGAGCUGGAUGAGAAGGCGAACGAGCUGGAGAAGAAGCGCGGCGAGCUCAAGAAGAAGAAAGAUGCUGCCAAAGGAAAGCAGAAGGAUCUUGACGCCAGCAUUGAGCAGAUCGAAGAUGACAUCGACGUGUGGGAGAAGUUGUCCGACGAUCUUGAAAGCGGCAAAACAGUAUAUGCGCCCUCCCAAUCCGCGAAGAAGAGGAAAGCGUCCCGAUCAUCCCAACCAGUGAGCAAGCGCCGACGCCGCGCGAUGGACUCUGAUGAUGAAGAUGAAGACAUGGACUAUGAGGAUUCUGCCUCAGAGCGAGAACUUGAACAGGAGCGGGGAGGUGGAACACCUGAACCACCUGGAGAGGCGCUUACCGUAGCUAACGUCGAAGCGAAGCUUGAAGAGCUGCGCCAGCUCAAGAAAGAGGCACGUCGCGAGAAGCGAUCACUUGGCGAUUCCCUCGAGGAAAUACAGAACCUCGUCGACAGUGUGAACGUUGACCUGGCCGACGUCAAUGCAAAAAAAGACGCUAUUUGCAUCGCUGGUCGCAAUGACUACUCUCGGGGGGCCAUACAGCAGGACUUUGCGGCAGGCGUUCGCGAGCUGGAUAUGGAGACAGCGGAGGAGGAAGAUCCAGACAAUUUCGACCCAGAAAUCGACAUAAGAGACUAUGAAAAAGUUGCGGAGAGCCUGCCAGUCUACUGUGUCAGCAGCAGGGCGUAUCAGAAGCUGUCAGGCAGAUUGAAGCGAGACAAUGAUGUCCCUGGAUUCACCGACAUCAAGGAGACGGAGAUUCCUGCUCUCCAAGCCCAUUGCAAGAAGCUUACUGAAGCCGGCCGGCAGGCAACCUGUUCCAGGUUUCUCAAUAGUGUCAAGCAAUUGCUCACCUCGCUUCAGAUCUGGGCAGGAGAUGACGGCACUGGGACAAAGUUGAGUGCGGCCCAGAGAGAUUCCGAAAAGGCAUGGCUCGCACGUAAACUGAAAGAGCUGGAAAAGGCGCUCGAAAAGACGGUCAAGGUAACACUUGAUGAUGCCAUUGAAACUCUGAACGAGCAGCUAUUCGAUAAAUUUGGGCCCGCAAUCCAAGCUGCCACCGACGAGGCCCUGCCAAAAGCGAGAUCGUGGGGCAAUCGUAACGGUGCUCGUGACUUCAACGGGGAGCUUACCGAGCCAAUCUACAAGAUGCUGGCCAGCGCUUGGGAGCGGUGCUUUCAGCGACGGCUUCCGACAAUCCUGCGAUCUCUUCGCAAGUCAGCUUCGACUGUCCUGCAUCAGUUCCAUGCCGAAGCUGAGCGCCGUGCGACAGAGAGAGGCCUCGGAUUGCCUCGCAUCCGGAUGCUUGCGGGACAGUUGGAAGCAUACACUGCUAUAUUCCAAGACCUGUGUGAGACAGCUGUAACACUGCUCAACAAUGGACAAAAGGACAUCAAUCGCGAGUUCACGCCGAUCAUCACGGCCGCAAUGGAGCCGGCCUACACAGUUUGUUCUGAGGAGAGAGGCGCAGGCUCGUUCGCGCGCAUGAAAAACCACAUGACGUCUCAUGUUCAGGGUUGCCAGGACGACAUGUUCAGGACUGCGUCGGAGGAAGUGCGAGCUAGUUUGGAGCGGCUGUGCAAGACGAUUCGCAAGGAUCUGCUUGAAAAAUCGGAUCAGGUCUUCGUCAGUAUGAGCAGGGACUACAUG